Messenger RNA from Prunus armeniaca (apricot), 213 nucleotides. The record is from the annotation of a GenBank genome assembly. NCBI's taxonomy places the organism in Eukaryota, Viridiplantae, Streptophyta, Magnoliopsida, Rosales, Rosaceae.
AUGGGUCACCCGAAGAGGGAGACAGAGGGAGAAAGAGAGAGCAAGAGAAAGAGAGAGAGAGAGGAAGAUGAGUGGUCGUCGUCGCCGGAGAGGAGUGGUCGUCGUCUCCAAUGGUUUGUGGAUGAGAGCACAGCUAGUGAUUACGAUGAAGGGACUGAAGCUUUGAUUAGGUUGAAUGAAGCGUUGGUGACGCUGUCAAUCUUCACCCAAUAA